UUCCCUGGUUUUAUAUAGUAUAUUAUGUAUUUUCCACAUAUAGUGGUAUUGACAGUAAGUAUAGCCCAAUAUAUCUAAUUUAGAUUUGAAAUAAGCAAACUUUAACCUAACGUGAUUGUAAUCUUGGUGGUUUUGUAAUCGUAGUUAUUGUUCAAAUGAUUUAAUAAUUACAAAAUAAGACUAAUAUUGCUAAUUAAAAACAUAAAUGCUUAGAGUAUCGAAUUAAUAUUCACAAAGCCUAACAUUCUUAAUGAAUUACUCGACAAAAUAAAACACAAGUUAUAUCACAUGAAAUAUCUAGAAGGUUUUUUCUUGAUUAUUAAAGAGGGUUUGAUUAACUGUUUCUCAUAUAAUUAAUUUUAGUAGGAGUGUGAAAAUGAGACCGGAGACGGCAUCUAACUUUGAGAGGUGCUUUGUUUUUUAGUUAUUUGUUUCCAAUUGGUUUGAAUCCUUCUUAAACGCAUAUAGUAACUGAAAAGUGACAAGCGUGCCUCGUUCCUUUGUAAAAGUAGAAGCCGCGUAGUGUAGAAGUAUAUGACUCUUGCUCUCUUAAUUCUUGGUUUAUAGCUAGUCUUUGAUCCACAUAUCUAAUAAUAUAAUUCAUUUUAGUAUACAUUACAUUAUUUAGUUAGCUUGAAAUCCAUAAGAAAAAAUAAAUAUCCGUAGGUUAUGUACGGGAUAACAAAAGGUAUGUGAGAGUAUCAAGAAUAUAUACUUAAGAAAAACUAAAACAGUUUAAGCUUGAUGUAAACGUGAAAUGUUAUGCUAGCUGCAAAUAAUAAUCAAAGAAUCAAAGACAUUUGCAUGAAAAAAGAAGAAGCGAUUUGCUUGGAACUGAAGAAAGAAAAAAUAACAAACCUAGUGUUGUAAGAUCUCUUUUCAAUAAAUCAAAUGUUUGGUCCAAAGUAUUAACUUUAAAAAAAAAACAGCCACUAUUCUUGACAACUCUCUCUAACAAACUCUUCUCUACAUUUUUCAUGGUAUGCAGAAAAAGAACGCAUGUCUAAUCCAUAAUAUAUAUGUAUAAUGCGACUUUGAUACAAGAUUAUUUAUUAUUCUGACUUCUAACCUAUAGUUGUGGCAUCAAAAUCAAACAAACAGUUGUAUUAGCUAUAAGGCGACUUUCACCGUGUUUUCUUCAUGUGCUUCGUUUUUAGCUGCAAAGCAAAUACAUAAAUCAAAAUUUCAAUAUAAUGUGAAAUUUCACUAAGUCAUGUCAAUCAAAUUAUUCAUCGUUUACCACGAACGUCGAUAUUCUUUCUUACGCUGGAAGCUAUCCUUUGGUAGUAUUCGUGGUAGAUCACCUCCCCCAGUAUACAACUUGCAGUAGAAUUCAGAUCUGGCAGCAUGUUAAUGAUAUACAUAGUCAUUCAAUUGCUUUAGCUGUCAUUUAGUAUUACAAUGAGAAUGGCAACUACAUAUGUAUAUUCCAAAUAUGUAUCAUAAGUUAAGAUAUCGUGACUAAAGAAGUAUAAACCAUUUCUAGACAUUUAUAUACUUUUAUUUAUUUUAAAAACAGCGGAGAGGUAAAAUAGAUUUCCACAAAUAUGUUUAGCUUCUAUUUCAAAGAAGACGCGUUUGCAAAUAGUUACUUCUCUAAUAUGCUAGUAAAAGAACAUUUAUUAAUAUAUAUCAAAUAAUCAAUCAAUAAGAUGUUAAAGAAUGUUUCACACUGGAGUUUAAUUAAACAUAAAACAUAGUAAAAAAGCUUUCAGACAAUCAAUAAAAUGAUAUCAGCUAAAACACUAGAUAACCCAUUCUUAACAAUUCAUACACAAACUCAAUUAGAACUCUUAUUAUCACGACCAAUCAUAAACACUACUAUCUAUCUUAUUAUUCAACCACAUUAGUUUAAACUCUUAAUCAUUAAUUCUCAUCGUUUUUCCAAGUCAACUAUAUAAAGACUUCGAUUAAAUUGAUUACUAAUUUCACCAGGGCAGAAAAAUUCGUCGCUGACAAAUUUUGUUUUAGCUUCUCUCUCCAACGUAGAUAAUUACAAAACAAAGUCCAUGCAAAACUGAGUAUUAAACCGUAAAACAAACAAAAUAAUUGAAACCAUACACAUUUUUUUCAACGUGUUAGGUUACCUAUCUAUCACUUUAGAACAUCCUUCACGUCUCUAUAUAAACCUCGAUUCCGUUAUGCUUUGUUCAUCAAGUACAAAUAAUCAACUCUAAGUCUAUACCAAAGUCUUUAAGUUUCCUCAAACAUGGCUUCAAAUAACCUUUUCAUUGCCAUUUUAGCUAUCGUUGUAACACUUUCACUGCAAGGUGAUAACAAUAACGUCGUCCAAGCACAACUCACGACAAAUUUUUACUCAACGUCUUGCCCUAAUCUUCUCUCCACCGUCCGAUCAACCGUUAAAUCUGCCGUUGACAGCCAGCCUCGAACGGGUGCAUCUAUCCUCCGUCUCUUUUUCCACGAUUGCUUCGUCAACGGAUGCGACGGUUCUAUUCUACUAGAUGACACAUCAAGCUUUACGGGAGAACAAAACGCGAACCCAAACCGCAAUUCUGCUCGUGGGUUUAAUGUGAUAGACAACAUUAAAACAGCGGUUGAAGCAGCAUGUCCCGGGGUUGUGUCUUGUGCUGAUAUCUUAGCCAUCGCAGCUAGAGACUCUGUUGUACUCCUUGGAGGGCCAAACUGGAAUGUGAAAGUAGGAAGAAGAGAUGCGAGAACGGCGAGUCAAGCCGCAGCUAAUAAUAACAUCCCAGCGCCAACUUCGAGCCUAAGCCAGCUUAUUAGUAGUUUCAGCGCCGUUGGACUCUCCACCAGAGACAUGGUUGCUCUCUCCGGUGCACACACGAUCGGACAAUCACGUUGCACUAACUUCCGAACAAGAGUCUACAACGAGACAAAUAUCAACGCUGCCUUCGCCACCUUAAGACAGAGAUCUUGUCCGAGAGCUGCCGGCUCCGGCGACGGAAACCUAGCUCCACUCGACGUCAACUCAGCGAAUACUUUCGACAACAGCUACUUCAAGAACCUUGUGGCUCAGCGAGGUCUCCUACAUUCCGACCAGGAGCUCUUCAACGGUGGUUCAACCGACUCCAUAGUCACUGGAUACAGCAACAACCCGUCGAGCUUUAGCUCAGACUUCACGGCGGCGAUGAUCAAGAUGGGUGAUAUCAGCCCCUUGACCGGUAGUAGCGGCGAGAUCAGGAAAGUUUGCGGGAGAACCAACUAAUCCUUCCACGUGUCGCCUCCUUAUUGGCUUUUGCGUUUUUGGUUUUAAAUUCAAAAGAAUAAUAUUUUGAUAAUCCGUUUUAAUGUGUGUUGUUAUUUCCUUUAGUUUUAUGUUGAAGUGUGUAUUAUCUUCGCAUUAAUAUCUAAUGAAAUUAGCUUAUUUGCGAUA
Messenger RNA from Brassica rapa (field mustard), 3355 nucleotides. Its product is annotated as peroxidase P7. Gene Ontology annotation, molecular function: peroxidase activity; heme binding. Gene Ontology annotation, biological process: response to oxidative stress; hydrogen peroxide catabolic process. Lineage: Eukaryota; Viridiplantae; Streptophyta; Magnoliopsida; Brassicales; Brassicaceae. The record is from RefSeq and is a predicted model, not a curated record.